CUUUGUGAUCGCAAGAUAACCACAGAAGCAAUGGCGCUUAACAAAGUACUGUUCUUGAUGCUUCUCGCCUUCGCCACCUCCCACGUAGCCACCGCCGGCGACCCCGACAUCACCUCCGACUUCAUCCUGCCCCCAAACGUCACUGCUGUCGACGGCAGCUUCUUCACCUACACCGGCCUGCGCUCCGCCGUCAACUCCCCGCCCGGCGUCGGCUUCAGCGUCUCCAAGGCCGCGGCGGCAGAGCUCCCUGCCCUGCUCGGGCAGAGCGUGUCCUUGGCCGUGCUCAAGUACCCUGCCGGAUCCGUCAACCCGCCCCACACCCACCCGCGCUCCGCCGAGCUGCUCUUCCUGGUGCAGGGCUACCUCGAGGUGGGCUUCGUCGACACCGGCAACAAGCUCUACACCCAGUCGCUGCAGCCCGGCGACGUGUUCGUGUUCCCCAAGGGGCUAAUCCACUACCAGUACUGCAACUCCGGGAGCGCGGCCGUCGCCGUUUCCGCCUUCGGGAGUGCCAACGCCGGCACUGUGUCGGUUCCUAAGAGCGUAUUCGCCACCGGCGUCGACGACGUGGUGCUCGCGAAGUCGUUCAAUACCGACGUCGCCACCAUCCAGAAGCUCAAGGCUGGUCUCGCAAACUAGUCUCCGAUAAUCGAUUUAAGACGGCUUUUCUAGAAAAUAAAAUUGGAAAGAUAUCAUUAAUGUGCGACUUGGAAUACCUUCGUUAACUAAAAAAACAU
This is a messenger RNA of Zingiber officinale, 737 nucleotides long. Its product is annotated as germin-like protein 9-3. The record is from RefSeq and is a predicted model, not a curated record. Gene Ontology annotation, cellular component: cell wall. Bases 31 to 639 code for a protein of 202 amino acids. The transcript has a single exon. Lineage: Eukaryota; Viridiplantae; Streptophyta; Magnoliopsida; Zingiberales; Zingiberaceae. Gene Ontology annotation, molecular function: manganese ion binding.